AUGGCCCACUUCAAUCCAUUCGAGGAUCCCCAGCGAAACCGCGCCCAGUAUAACCCAUCCCCUGUGCCGACCUCAUCGCUAUACCCUGCUCAGCCGCAACCUCGAUACCCGCCUCAGCCUGCUGCCUACCCUUCUUACCAGCUGCGCGACAACGGAGAUGUGGGAUACGGCCCUGGACGACGCUCCCCGGCGUGGGUAGCAGGUGAAGAGGAGGAUGAGGAACUCAAGCCUCUGACUGCUGUUGGCGCAAACUCCUCCUCUACAUUCCUGAACAGCGACCCAUACCUCAGCGGCGGCCCUGAGCUACCCAUCGCUCGGCCCAACUCCGCUCGACCUUCGUUUCACAGCGUCGCGUCCGAGUUUAUCAGGCGUCAGACGGCGCCCAAGCGAGGAGCGACUAUAAAGAAGGUCAAGCUGACAAAUGGCCAUUACAUCAGGAGUUAUCCCGUCCCCGGUCCUAUCUCGAGUGCUGUUGAAGCCAAAUGGCUUGGUGACAAAUCUUCCAACGAGUUUACGCAUAUGCGAUACACGGCUGCCACUUGCGAUCCCGACGACUUUACGCCCGAGAACGGAUGGAAGCUCAAGACCGCGGGUUACAAUCGAGAGACAGAGCUGCUUAUUGCCAUCACAAACAAUGAAGACAAGAUUCUCUAUGCCCGCACUCUGCACAACGUUAUGCUCAACAUUCGCGAUAUCUGCAACACCAACGCUUCCAAAUUUUGGAAACGCUCCGCCGAAGAUGGUCAACCCGGAUGGCAGAAGAUUGUGGUGGCGCUCGUCGCUGAUGGACUGGGUCCAAUGGACAAGCAGGUCUUGGAUGUUCUGCAGACUAUCGGGGUGUUCCAGGAUGGUGUCUUGAAAAAGGAAGUGGAUGGAAAGAAGACUGUUGCACAUAUCUUUGAGUACACUACCCAGCUUUCGAUCGAUGCCACGCCUCAGCUUAUGCUUCCUCAUCCCGGUGAUGAAAAAAAUCUUGUACCGGUGCAAAUCAUCUUUGUUCUGAAGCAGGACAACGCCAAGAAGAUCAACUCGCACCGAUGGCUGUUCAACGCUAUCGGGAAGCAACUCAACCCCGAAAUCUGCGUUCUUCUCGACGCGGGAACCAAACCUGGACACAAAGCCAUAUAUCACCUGUGGGAAGCAUUCUACAACAAUCCCAAUCUUGGCGGAGCUUGUGGCGAAAUUCACGCGAUGAUCAAAAAAGGGGUCAAAUUGUUCAACCCCCUCGUGGCUGCUCAGAAUUUUGAGUACAAGAUGUCCAACAUUCUUGACAAGCCACUAGAAUCAAGUUUAGGGUAUGUUUCAGUCUUGCCCGGAGCUUUUAGUGCGUACAGAUAUCGGGCUAUCCAAGGUCGUCCAUUGGGCCAGUAUUUCCAUGGUGAUGCCACUUUGGCUGGUAGGCUUGGAAAGAAGGGUGUCGAGGGUAUGAGCAUCUUUACCAAAAACAUGUUCUUGGCCGAAGAUCGUAUCCUAUGCUUCGAACUCGUCGCCAAAGCACACGAGAAAUGGGUUCUCCAAUACGUCAAGCCGAGCAAGGCUGAGACCGACGUGCCUGAGCAAGCCGCAGAGCUUAUCAGUCAACGUCGACGAUGGCUCAAUGGUUCUUUUGCGGCCUCUGUUUAUUCGGUCGCUCAUUUCUUCCGGCUCUAUCGAAGUAGCCACAAUCCGAUCCGGAUGUUCUUCUUUCAUUUACAGGCUUUGGUGCGUUCAUUGGCAAUCGAUCUGGUCUUUUCUUGGUUUGCUCUCGCCAACCUAUGGCUCACAUUCUCUAUCGUCAUCCAACUGCUUCCUCAAAGCUCCCACAUAUAUUUAUUUGGUACUGAAGAGGUCACACACUGGGUCAAUUUGGUCUUUCAGUGGAUUUACAUGGCAUUCUUGAUUUUGCAAUUCAUCUUGGCUCUUGGAAACAGGCCAAAGGGAGAAAAAGGGCUGUAUAUACUGACUUUCUGCGUAUACGCCUUCCUUUCUCUCUAUCUAAUCGUUUGCUCAGUCAUCCUAUCUGUAAAGGCCUUUCAGGGUGCAUUAGGGCUGGAUAGCGGUAUAGAAGACAAACUGAAGAGCCUCUUCAAUUCUACAAACGGUGUGAUGGUAGCCGCGCUCAUGUCUACUAUCGGUGUCUACCUGAUCGCCUCCUUCCUCUACCGAGACCCAUGGCACAUGUUCAGCUCCUUCCCUCAGUACAUGCUCUUGGCCCCGUCCUUCACUAACGUCUUAAAUGUCUAUGCGUUCUCCAAUUUACACGACAUAAGCUGGGGGACUAAGGGCUCGGACAAGGCAGAGGCGCUGCCCGCUGUGUCGUCGAUGAAGAAGGAUGGCGAGGCACCUGUGGUCGAAGAUACCCAACGGAGCCAAGAAGAGCUGGACGAGUCGUUCAAGGAAGUCGUACAGAGGGCGGUCAAGCCUUUCAAGGUAGAUGAAGAGGUCGAGAAGCCCAGUGCAGAUGACGAAAACCGAACCUUCCGAACCCGACUCGUUGGUAUCUGGCUUCUGUCUAACGCGGCCUUGGCCAUCUCCAUUCAGACUUUAAACGGAAUCGACAAUACCCAAACUUCGAAUGCUUUGAAGCUGGACAAUGCAGAACUGCAGGACAAGCAGCAGAUCUACUUUAGGAUCUUGCUUUGGGUCACCUUUGGGCUGUCCAUGGUGCGAUUCAUCGGGUGUGUGUGGUACUGGCUUGUGAGACAACUGGGCAGAUGCUGCAGGAAGAACUAG
Molecule: messenger RNA, 2712 nt
Organism: Cryptococcus wingfieldii CBS 7118
Lineage: Eukaryota; Fungi; Basidiomycota; Tremellomycetes; Tremellales; Cryptococcaceae
Product: chitin synthase
Exons: 23
Coding region: 1-2712 (903 amino acids)
Cellular component (GO): cell septum; cell periphery
Molecular function (GO): chitin synthase activity
Source: RefSeq, a predicted model, not a curated record